This is a messenger RNA of Fusarium vanettenii 77-13-4, 1611 nucleotides long. RefSeq lists its product as uncharacterized. Bases 1 to 1611 code for a protein of 536 amino acids. The transcript is spliced from 4 exons. Gene Ontology annotation, molecular function: transketolase activity. NCBI's taxonomy places the organism in Eukaryota, Fungi, Ascomycota, Sordariomycetes, Hypocreales, Nectriaceae. Gene Ontology annotation, cellular component: cytosol. The record is from RefSeq and is a predicted model, not a curated record. Gene Ontology annotation, biological process: pentose-phosphate shunt.
AUGAAUCAUACGAUGAAUCACAGCAACGGACCCUCGGAUAUCUCUCGGGUCAGUGGAAGCUUCUUACAUGAUCCUCGGCAACUCGAUAGAGUCUCGACGCUGCUUACGAGUCUUAUCUCUAAAUCAGACAAAGAAGACCACGAAUUUUCAAAAAUCAAAGCCUAUGUCGGAAUUUCCCUCUUCAAAUAUGUGAUGAGAUAUGGAUCGGGUAAUAAUACUUACUUUAAUCGUGAUCGGCUAGUCACAUCAGGACGUUAUAACAGCAAAUGGCAAGACUUAUUUAUGCACCUCUUUGCAGCUGAGGGCCUCGCCGUCGACCCGACCAGACUUGCCAGCGUCCUCUCCAGAACAGCAACUCCAUUGCGCCAUUCAACUCAAGCAAUCUCGAAUGCCAUCGGCCAAGGCAUUGCAAUGAAGAACCUAGCAAUGCUCUACAAUAAACCAGGCCUGGAGUUGUUGUAUAACAUGAUCUGGUGUGUUAUUGACGAUGCCAACUUUCUGCAGGGUAGCACUCUUGAGACAGUUGCCCUAGCUGGUUGCUGGAGGCUGAACAACCUUUGCGUCAUCUAUGAUGGCAUUCAGAGCGCUCGAAGUCCUAGCGUUGAUGUUUCCAAGUUGAAGUCGCAUGGUUGGAACGUGAUUGAACUGGUGAAUGACAACAACCUCACCGUCACUGCUCUUGGAGCCGCAAGAAGAAGCAAUGUACCGACCUUUGUCAACAUCCAACCGCCAGACAACUCGACGUCCCAUAGGCUUCCCUUCCCUCCUAAUAUCAACACUCCGUUACCCCUCCUUCUCGAACUGUACGACUUCUUCCAGGAUGUAAGCAAGAGGAGCAAGUUCUAUGAGGCUGAAUGGCUAGUCAAAGUCAAGACAUAUGAAGAAUUGUAUCCAGCGCUUGCCAAGGAGUUUUGGAACAAUGUUGCCGGCAAGAAUCUCGCUAAGCCAACAAACCCCAUAACUCCACCUCUGUCGCCCUUGCCGUGCUCCCGGGGAGGAAAACACAGCUCUAUCAGGAGAGGCAAGCCGUCACAACGACCAGGUCGACGCUCAACGCCAGACGGAGCAAAAUCCGAAAUCCUUCAUGUCCGCCCUUGCGACGCCGAAGAAGCUGCAGGCGCCUUUCUCGUGUCUAUCAGAUCGACUGAGUUGCCCACAACGAUUUCCCUUCCGCAGAAUGGUACCAUCAGCUUUCCAGGUCAUUCAUCUCGCCUGGGCGUGACGCUUGGAGCUUACGCAUUCUCCAACUGUCACGGGGAGGACUUUGAUAUGACACUGAUAAGCGCGGGUGUUGGGAUUUACUACGCAAUGGGUACGCAAGAUUUCCUUCUAAAGAAAUAUUGUCUGAAGGCUAGGAUAGUUUCAUGUCCCUGCCUCAAACUCUUUCAGUUGCAAACAGAGAAGUACAAGAGAUCUGUCCUUCAGCCCCAGAGUGGGAGGCCGACAGUAGCGAUUGACUUUGGGAAUAGUCAAGGAUGGGAGCCAUACGCGGAUGCGCUGGUCUCGCUGGAGGACGGCGAUAAUGGAGAAAUGGGGAAUAAUCAACCUGAUAAGAUUGGACCAAGGGUCAGAGAUUUUGUUAAAGAGUUUAAAGAGAGAAAGACUAGAUAA